Messenger RNA from Mangifera indica (mango), 2385 nucleotides. Its product is annotated as pentatricopeptide repeat-containing protein At1g26460, mitochondrial-like. The transcript has 7 exons. The coding region runs from base 113 to 1963 and encodes 616 amino acids. NCBI's taxonomy places the organism in Eukaryota, Viridiplantae, Streptophyta, Magnoliopsida, Sapindales, Anacardiaceae. Gene Ontology annotation, molecular function: protein binding. The record is from RefSeq and is a predicted model, not a curated record.
UCCAAUAUGCCACUCACCGGACGUGGGUGAGAUGAAAUGAAUCUUUUAUUCUUGAUUGAGAACUCAACAACACAAAACCCUAACUAAACUCUGCUUCACUUUACUUGGAUGAAUGGCUUCUCAAAUGUCGAUCUUCACUCGAACCAAGACCCUUCUUUCUAAAACCCUGAACCCAAAUGUCAAACUCAAUUCUAUCUCCAUUUCUACAUUCACUUUCCUUUCCCAACAACCCCAACUCGUUGAGUCAACUGAGCCAUCUCCUCUCCCGCCAAACCCAGCCACUGGUAGCCCAUUAUACAACGAAAACUGGCGGAACCCGGUUGCCAAUUCAGCCUCUGUGGCUCAGUCCCUUAUUCCUUUAGGUUUCCUUCAGAACAUGGCCGCUCCACGCAUUCAGGUAUUAUCACAAACACUUGAUGUGGGGGCCUUAAUGAAUACUUUCGCUGAUUGGAUGACGAGUCAAAGGUGGUCAGAUAUGAAGCAACUCUUUGAGUUUUGGAUUCGGAGUUUAGACAAGAAUGGGAAGCCCAACAAGCCGGAUGUUAAUUUGUAUAAUCAUUACUUGAGGGCUAAUCUGAUGAUGGGCGCUAGUGCUGGCGAUUUGCUUGAUUUAGUGGCCCAGAUGGAGGAUUUUGCUAUUCUGCCUAACACAGCGUCGUUUAAUUUGGUCUUGAAAGCUAUGUACCAUGCCAGAGAGACCGAAGCUGCUGAGAAGUUGCUCCAACGGAUGCUGCAAAGUAAGAAAGAAUCUCUGCCUGAUGAUGAGUCAUAUGACCUAGUCAUUGGCAUGCUAUUUUUAACAGACCAGAUUGAUGCUGCUUUGAAAUACAUUGAUAUGGCCUUGAAAUCUGGUUAUAUGUUGUCUAUGAAAGUGUUUGCUGAAUGUGUGCAAAGCUGCGUUACCAAGGGCAGGCUGGAUACUCUGGUAUCCAUCAUUGAGAAGUGCAAGUCUAUGGAUCAAAACAAAGCACUCUGUCCAACCUGGAUCAUGUGUAAUUAUAUUGCAGAAGUUGCAACUCAAGAAGAUAACAGCAGGUUAGCAUUUUAUGCCUUGGAAUUUAUGGCCAAAUGGAUAGCUCAGGGUGAGAAUGCAAGGCCCCCUGCUCUGCUUUCUGUAGAUGAAGGAUUGGUUGUGUCAGUGCUUGGAACUGCAGGAAGGACCUACAGUCAAACACUAUUGGAUGCAUCAUGGGCUAUCCUACGACGCUCUUUGCGUCAAAAGAAGGCCCCUAACCCUGAAUCUUAUCUUGGAAAAAUUUAUGCUCAUGCAUCAUUGGGUGAUCUUCAAAGGGCUUUUAGUACCUUGCAUGAAUUUGAGACUGCCUAUGGGAAUUCCAACAACUACGUAGGGGAGGAACUUUUCUCACCAUUUACCUCAUUAAAUCCAUUGGUUGUUGCUUGCUCCAAGAAGGGUUUUGAGACAUUGGACUCGGUGUAUUUUCAGCUUGAGAAUUUGAGCAAGGCAGAUCCUCCUUACAAAUCUGUUGCUGCUCUAAACUGUAUAAUUUUGGGUUGUGCUAAUAUUUGGGACCUUGACCGUGCCUACCAAACUUUUGAGGCAAUUGGAACUUCUUUUGGGUUGACACCGGACAUUCAUUCAUACAAUGCUCUAAUGUAUGCAUUUGGGAAGCUCAAGAAGACAUUUGAGGCUUCAAGGGUGUUUGAGCACUUAGUAAGUUUGGGUGUUAAACCCAAUGCAAUGUCAUAUUCUUUCCUUGUUGAGGCCCAUCUUAUCAACCGAGAUCAGAAAGCUGCUCUUGCUGUGAUUGAUGACAUGGUAACUGCUGGAUUUUCACCAUCAAAAGAAACUCUAAAGAAGGUUAGAAGGCGAUGCUUACGAGAAAUGGACUAUGAAAGUGAUGACAAGGUUGAUGUCCUGGCCAAAAAGUUUGAGAUUCGAAUGGGCACAGAGAAUCGUAGGAACAUACUGUUUAAUCUCCAGUACAGCUCUGAAUAUGCCUAACAAAGUUGGCUUUCAUUUCUCAGUCUCGAAAUUCUCAAUGAUGAGGAUGUUGAUGUUCCACAAAUUUGCAUGUUCAACAUCUUUUAUUUUUGACAAGCCUUCAUCUUUUUUUUUUUUUUUUUUGUAAAUUAUCUGAUUGUUAUCAAUUUUUAGUUAAUGCUAGGAUCAUAACCCUCCUACAGCAAUAUAUAAAAUUUCACCUGUUUAUGCCUGUAGUGUUUUUGGGAAAACACUUGCAAGGUAGUGAAAUGCCAAUCCAAUAGAUUUCCCAUAUUGUUCAAUAAUUUUAGUACCAUCCCAAAUAUUUAAAGAUGCUUAGAGCAUAUAUGCUCUUGUUUUAUAUAUUUAAUUUGUCCUUUCGGUGGCCUGUUUAUUUAACCCAUAUUUUCUAUAUAAUAAAUUAAUAGCUGGUUUUACUUUAA